Grosmannia clavigera kw1407 is the source of this 3741-nucleotide messenger RNA. Its product is annotated as histone-lysine n-methyltransferase. The record is from RefSeq and is a predicted model, not a curated record. Bases 1 to 3741 code for a protein of 1246 amino acids. Gene Ontology annotation, cellular component: nucleus; chromatin. Gene Ontology annotation, molecular function: histone H3K36 methyltransferase activity; protein binding. Lineage: Eukaryota; Fungi; Ascomycota; Sordariomycetes; Ophiostomatales; Ophiostomataceae. Gene Ontology annotation, biological process: regulation of DNA-templated transcription. The transcript has 3 exons.
AUGUUUUCUCUGCUCGCCUCUACCCCCAUCGCCCAGAUGCUGACGCGUCGAGACAGACCUCCGGCUUCAAUGCCUCUCAAGGAGGAGAGCCCCGCCGACACGGGCAUUUCAGAUGUUCCCGUCUUCACCGAGACCCACGAGUCGACCGCCAAGUCUACACCCGCCUCGACUUUCUCUAAUGCCUCCCAGCCGGCCAAGCCUGAGGGCGAUGAGAUCGUGAUGGCGCUCUCUGCGGCCGGCGCCACCAUCGCGUCUGUCACCAUCCUCUCGGACGACAUGCCCGCAACGCCUUUUUCCCUCGCUGCAACGUCGCGUCUCUGCUCUCCCCAGCUGUCUGGCAUCAGCGAACUCGACAAAGACGCCACCACCGACUGCGUUGCCACUGCCGAUGUCGAACCGACCCAUUUGCCCGCUGUUACCACUCCGUCCACAGACGAGCUCUCGAGCAGCAACAGCAGCAACGAUGUCCCACAAUCCCUCGCCACUCCUCCCUCGCCACGGUCCUCUACUCCCGUGCAUGUGGCCGGCCCAGCCGAAGCCGAAGCGAUCGUCGAAGCAGAGAUGAUGCCUGAGGUGUACCUGGAGCAGGAAGGCCCCAUCAUCGUGGAGGAAGCGUCUGCCGAACGGACAGGGCUCGUGGAGGCCCAGGACUGCACCGCUACCGUCAGCGUCGCCGAGACCAUGGAUAUUUCCACAAACGAGGCACCUGCCCGCCAAAGUCACCGGUUAUCAGUCCGCCAGUCAUCUAGCGCAGCCGCCUCACAGCCACAGCCACAGCCGUCAUCUGCGACAGAAACGAGCCUUAGCCCUAUGCAACGACCGCGGAGAGCAGUAAGGACAGCUACGAGUCCCGCUGCCAAAGCUUCCCCGAGCGCCGCAGCAAAGCCGAAAACGUCAAAUGCAAAGGCGAAUGUGCAGUCUCCUGUUGAAAGGCGUGCCACCCGCCUGUCCGGCACAGCUGUUUCCCUGCUUCCAAAUCCCAGCUCAGCAUCUUCGUUGGGCAAACGGGGGCGCCGUCUCGAAGCCAAAAAAGCCAACAUCCCUCGCGAGCUUCGCCGUCUGGAAGACACAAAGGAGUUUUCCCAUGUCGACGAGAAGCCGGUUGUCUACACCGUUUGGAGCAACGGCAAGUAUGUGCCCGCAAAUGCAGCAGGAGAGCCGUUGAUCGACAAGAAGGCCACUGAUAAGACGGCCACCCUGGGAAACAAGGCGAUUUCUUCUCUCGACGAUGAGGACGCAAGAGGCGACUCGCCACGCAAACGAGCCAAGCUGGGCAGACUGGGUCCUGGCGCCGUUGGCGCAGAGGAAGACGACGACCAGCAGGGCUUCUUCAAACCGACACCAAGGCGGGUGAAGAAGUGGCUGGACAAGGGUCUUUAUGCUGGCCAGCCCGUGCCUGGCGAUCCCUCAGUGGGCUUGACUGCUACCGAGAAGAAGGCACUGGCAACGCUUCCCGAGCUCACAAAGACGUACCCUAGGAACGAGACAUUACCAAUGCCAAUCUUCACCGGGAUGCGGCUCCUGGUCCAUGGCCGAGACUUUAAGAUGCCGUUUGACGUUUUUAAUCCGCUGCCACCCGGCCAGCCGAAGCCUGUCAAGUAUGGCAGGUUCAGCAAGAACCGAUUUGUCGGCGAUGCUCACGCCAUCUGGCGGAAGAACCCCGACUUUGACGACUUCUCGUCCAAGUGUGUUUGCAAGCCGGAGACGGGCUGUGACGAGGACUGCCAGAACCGGAUCAUGCUUUACGAAUGUGACGACAUGAACUGCAACGUGGGCCCGGAGCGGUGCCAUAACCGCGAGUUUCAGCGCUUGGCCGAGCGCACCGCCUCCAAAAACCCAUAUCACGUUGGCGUUGAAGUUUUCAAGACGCCUGACCGCGGCCAUGGGAUUCGCGCCAGCCGGAGCUUCAAGCCAAGCCAGAUCAUCAUGGAGUACAUUGGCGAGAUCAUCACGGAGGAGGAGUCUGACCGGCGAAUGAAUGAGCUGUACAAGAACAAUGCGUGCUACUAUCUCAUGUCCUUUGACCAGUCUCUCAUCAUUGAUGGCACCAGCGGUAGUAUCGCUCGUUUUGUCAAUCACUCGUGCUCGCCCAACUGCCGCAUGAUCAAGUGGAUUGUGUCUGGACAGCCACGGAUUGCCUUGUUUGCCGGGGAUCGUCCGAUCAUGACAGGAGAGGAGCUGACAUACGACUACAACUUUGAUCCGUACUCGUCGAAAAAUGUCCAGACGUGCCUCUGCGGCAGCGAGAACUGCCGUGGCAUUCUGGGGCCUCGCAAACGGGACAAGGCGGCUACGAAGGCAGCGGCAGAAAAGGCAGCGGCCGAGAAGGCGGCGUCGGCAUUGGCCAAGAGCAAGGGCGGCAAGGGGAAGAAUGCUAAGAAAGCAGGCACCAUGCUAGGAAAGCGGAAAUUGGAUGCGUACAACAACGGCAAGGAGGAGGAGAGUGUCGGCAGUCCGGCAGCAAAAAGGGCCAACGUCAUGGUUCCUUCUAAGAGAGGACCCGGGCGGCCUCGAACUCCGGAGAAGAAGACAAAGUCGGCUGCCAAGGUGACGACGACAAAGGCAGCACUAGCCGCGUUAGCAGCCAAAGCGACAAGGGAUGCCAGAGCAGCGAAGGCCACCAAAGUAGCAAAAGCAAAGGCAGCCGAGCCAGGCUCGGCUGUCAAGACAGCGAAAGCAGGCGGUACAGGGAAGACGAAGAAGCCGGUGAAGACGGUCAAAGCGGCAAAGGGAGUGAAAGUCACCAAGACAGCGCGGGGCUUCAAAGCAGCAAAGACGAUCAAGACGAAGACGAUGGUUACGACGACGAAGACAACGACAAAAAAGACGACGGCAUCAGCGUUGACGUUGGCAGAACCAAUCGAUGGCGCUGUGACACGGAAGCACAAGGCCACAGAUGAAGCAGUGCCGGCAGCCAGUACAGCAAAUGGAGGAAAAGCAGGGCCCGUACGAAAGCCGAAAGGCACGAAUGCGGAAGAGGAUGUGAAUAGUGCGGCUACGGAGGCGGCGAAUGCCGAGACAGCAUUGCGGACGACUCCUAUGGCGAGAGCGCUGGCAAAGGCUGCAAAGGACGCAGCCAAGGCAGCCAAGGCGGUAGGCAAGACCAAAGCGAAACCGUCAGUCGGUAAGCGGGCGACAACAAUGGCAGCAGCAGCAGCUUCGAAGCGGGCCGACAAAGCCAAGAUGCCGGCAAAGGCUGUCAAGCCGACGACAGCGAAAGUGGACAGACCAGCGGGCAAGGCAAAGACAACGGAGCAGACAUCAGGCAGGCCGUCGUCGGACGAAGCCGCAGCCGAGACUGAAACGGGCACAGAGGUGGCUGAGACGGCCAAAGAAGGCGGCCCUCCAAAGCUGGUGCAACAGAAACUAGACUUUCCUACGAUAGGAUCUUCGCCCCGGCGAAAGCCCGGACGACCGCCAUCUGCAAAGACGCUGAAGGCGAAGAGCAUGGGCGCAGGGAUAGGCACAGUGAGGCCGCAGGUUGGCGAGGUGUCCGGGCCAGUCAAUGUGAAGAGGCCGGUUGGACGGCCACGAGGAUCGAAGAAGGCCGUGAAGCCACAGCAGGCGCUGCGGCCGACAUCACCAUCGCUGCCGUCUCCGGCCAGCAACAAGGAGACGGAGCAGGGCGAAAAGGUUGGCGCGACCGGCAGCGAGAUUAUGCAGGAGGUGUCUGAUGUGGUUCAGGGGACUGCAGAAGACGUUAUCCACGUUGCUUCUAGUGUCUUCAAUGCUGCGGCAUAG